AUGGCGACAAAAGGCAAUUCUCUUCGCGAUCGCCAAAUAGCGUCGCUCAAGAAAAUGCUCAACUUGAACGAGACUGUCGAAUCCUCCGAAGCUGACGAGGCGCAUGCUAACGGUCUACUUGCUCCUGUCGCACCCAUUCUCGACGCCGAUGGCAACCCCAUCUGGAAAGUCCUGGUCUUUGACGAUCUUGGCCGAGAUGUUAUCAGCAGCGUAAUGCGUGUCAGCGACUUGCGCGCUAUGGGCGUAACGAUGCACAUGCAUAUUGGCGGCUCAAGGCACCCCAUCCCCGAUGUCCCAGUCAUUUACCUCCUCGAGCCGAAUGCGCAAAACCUGCAGGCCAUUACUUCCGACUUGCAAAAAGGACUAUACACUCCCGCCUACAUCAACUUCCUCUCCUCCCUCCCUCGUGUGCUUCUCGAGGACUUUGCAACACAGACAGCCACAACAGGCACAUCCGAACACAUUGCUCAGUUGUUCGAUCAGUAUUUAAAUUUUAUUGUGGCUGAACCAGACUUGUUCAGUUUGGGUAUGCAAAAGGAGCACACAUAUUGGGCAUUGAACAGUGCAGCCACCAGCGAUGAGGAGCUCGACCGAGUAGUGGACAAGAUCGUGAGCGGUCUUUUUAGUGUGAUCGCCACCAUGGGUGUUAUUCCCAUUAUUCGGUGCCCCAAAGGCGCUGCUGCUGAGAUGGUCGCUGCUCGACUUGACCGUAAGCUUCGAGACCAUAUUCUCAACUCCAAGGAAAACCUCUUUUCAGGACCUAGACCGAAUGCAUCAUCCGGCACUCACUCUUCUCGGCCUGUUCUCAUUCUUCUCGACAGAAAUAUUGAUUUGAUACCGAUGCUGUCCCAUUCUUGGACAUAUCAGAGUCUGGUUCACGACGUUCUCAAUAUGAAGUUAAAUCGCAUUACUAUUGAAACUCCUGCGGAAGAAGGAAAUCCGGCAAAGGGGCCUACCAAGAAGGGCUACGAUCUUACAACAAACGACUUUUUCUGGGCCAAGAAUGCGGGCAGUCCAUUCCCCCAAGUGGCGGAGGAUAUCGAUGCUGAGUUGACCAAAUACAAAGAGGAUACAGCUGCGAUCACAAAGAAAACUGGUGUUACGGAUCUCGAGGACCUCCAAGCCGACACUAGCGCCAGCGCUCAACAUCUCAAGGCGGCAAUAACACUGCUUCCCGAAAUGAGAGAACGCAAGGGCAUUCUGGAUAUGCACAUGAACAUAUUGGCAGCUUUGUUGACAGGUAUUAAAGACCGUCAGCUCGACAACUACUUUCAGUUGGAGGAGAACGUUGUGAAGCAAACUAAGGCCCAGAUUAUGGAGAUCAUCAAGGACGACAACAAAGGCACUGAACCUGUCGACAAACUGCGAUUGUUCAUCAUCUGGUUCUUGAGCACUGAGCAGGAAGUUAAUCGACAAGAAUUCGAGGGCUUCGAGAAGGCUCUCUCAGAAGCUGGUGCGGAUGUCUCAUGUCUGCCCUAUGUUCGACAGGUUCGCGCAACUACCAAGAUGACACAGCUUACCACUAUCAAUAACAACACCCCUCAACCGGCUCAAACAUCGGAUCUCUUUGGACGGUUCUCUUCGAUGUCUUCGCGUCUCACUGACCGCCUCAAGGAAUCAGGAGUUCCCACCGGAUUGUCAUCCAACUUUGAGAGUCUUAUCAGUGGUGUGAAGAACUUCCUUCCCGCUGAUCGUGAUUUUACUGUUACCAAGAUCGUUGAGUCCAUCAUGGACCCUUCUUCUGCCUCUUCUUCUGCCAUCGCCAAAACAGAACAUUUCCUCUACUAUGACCCUCGGUCCGCCAACGCUCGAGGCACUAUGCCUCCUCCUAGCGCUGUGCGAUCGGGAGGCACCAGCGCGCCGGGUGGUAUGCCUGGUCAAGUACCUGGCCAAACUGCCAGCUUUGGCCAAAGGCGGCAAGGCUUCAGCGAAGCUGUCGUCUUCACAGUUGGUGGUGGCAGCAUGGAUGAGUACGGCAACCUGCAGGAGUGGGUGAGUCGCACAGGAGGUGACAGAGCGAAGAAGAGGGUUGUUUAUGGUAGCACAGAAAUGGUGAAUGCUGCAGAAUUCAUCAAAGACGAGCUGGUCACGUUAGGGAAGGAGGUAGCAUCAUGA
Fusarium poae is the source of this 2115-nucleotide messenger RNA. RefSeq lists its product as uncharacterized. Gene Ontology annotation, molecular function: syntaxin binding. Gene Ontology annotation, cellular component: Golgi membrane; cytosol. The coding region runs from base 1 to 2115 and encodes 704 amino acids. Gene Ontology annotation, biological process: endoplasmic reticulum to Golgi vesicle-mediated transport; intracellular protein transport. The record is from RefSeq and is a predicted model, not a curated record. The transcript has 4 exons. NCBI's taxonomy places the organism in Eukaryota, Fungi, Ascomycota, Sordariomycetes, Hypocreales, Nectriaceae.